AUGAUGCAUAGAUAUUGUAUGUCUGAUCAUUCUUUUACGGCAUUGGAGCAUGUGCACACACCAAAAUUUCUAAACAGUAUCAAGUGUUCUGGAAUUCCAAAUCACUCAAUCACAUUAAAGGUAGGUGUACCGGUAAUGUUAUUAAGAAACAUAGAUCAAUCGUCAGGAUUGUGUAAUGGGACGAGGUUGAUCAUCACAAAACUUGGGAAUCGGGUUAUAAAAGCUAAGAUUUUAUCAGGAAAAAUGGUAGGUGAAAAAGUGUUUAUCCCAAGAAUGAGUUUGACACCAUCUAGUGCUGGAAUACCUUUUAAGUUCCAGCGAGGACAAUUUCCCAUCAUUGUCUCAUUUGCCAUGACCAUCAAUAAAAGUCAAGGCCAAUCAUUGUUUCAUGUUGGGUUACUUUUGAAGAAAUCAGUGUUUACACAUGGACAAUUGUACGUUGCUCUUUCACGAGUGACAAGUAGGAAGGGGUUAAAGAUUUUAGCCUACGAUGAUGAAGGAAAAAUAACAAAUGAAGUAAAAAAUAUAGUGUACAAAGAGGUUUUUCAUAAUUUAAUUUGA
Molecule: messenger RNA, 561 nt
Organism: Capsicum annuum
Lineage: Eukaryota; Viridiplantae; Streptophyta; Magnoliopsida; Solanales; Solanaceae
Product: ATP-dependent DNA helicase PIF1-like
Exons: 1
Coding region: 1-561 (186 amino acids)
Source: RefSeq, a predicted model, not a curated record